Molecule: messenger RNA, 5361 nt
Organism: Onychostoma macrolepis
Lineage: Eukaryota; Metazoa; Chordata; Actinopteri; Cypriniformes; Cyprinidae
Gene: lpin1a
Product: lipin 1a
Exons: 21
Coding region: 743-3439 (898 amino acids)
Biological process (GO): fatty acid catabolic process; positive regulation of transcription by RNA polymerase II; triglyceride biosynthetic process
Cellular component (GO): mitochondrial outer membrane; nucleus
Molecular function (GO): phosphatidate phosphatase activity; transcription coactivator activity
Source: RefSeq, a predicted model, not a curated record
UAAAGGCAUGCAUUAAAUGUAAUGCACGGUCAGCAUAUUUCACCACCGCAAUGCCAUAUUCAGCAAGCAAUUAUAAUUAAAUACAAAUUAGGCAUAAAUGUGGAUUUCAGUCGUGGCUAUUUAAAACGAGCUGUUCACCGUCAUAAUACAGUGGAUAAAAACUAGUCUCGAAUAAACGUUAAAUGCGCUUUAAAACGUUAAAAACCGAAUGUUGUAGGUGCUUAAAAUAACUCUAAUGCAUUGUAGUACACAUAUAAUGCCGUUGGCGCUUGUUUGCGGUGUCGAAUUGCCAACGCUAGAGUUCUUGUCGCGUUGCGUCGCAUCAACAAAGUGUUUGAUUGGUCCACAGUGUGGCGACGUCAUGACUCCAACCACAAACGUGAAAGACGCGUCGCGCGCAUACUCUUCGAUACAGUGGCAGCUUCAUUGACUGUAAAUGGGAGUUUAUAGCGGUUUGUCGCGUCGCGUAGCUAGCGAUGUAGAUGGGUGCAAAGGGUUAACUGUGAUGUCAGCUGCAGAGGCAGGGACUGUUACUCACUGCAAACAGUUUCCACCCUGCUUUAAAUACAACACCAACACAGACAGUCAGUGAACAGACAGACAGUGUGUCAAACGGUAGAGACAAAAUACAUGAGCGAAGAGCAGCGAACAGCAACCGGAUUCAGCCGCGUCCGAGGAUCCAUUAAGUUCUUUUGAAUGGCUGUGACAUCCUAACGCCUCUGCCGCAUCCCACACUCAGACCAUGAACUACGUGGGUCAGCUAGCCGGUCAGGUUUUUGUGCAGGUGAAGGAGCUGUACAGAGGCCUUAACCCUGCCACCCUGUCCGGCUGUAUCGAUGUAAUUGUGGUGCGUCAGCCCGAUGGCACUCUGCAGUGCUCGCCUUUUCACGUCCGUUUCGGCAAGAUGGGAGUGCUGCGCUCCCGGGAAAAAGUGGUUGACAUUGAGAUAAAUGGGGAGCCGGUCAGCUUACACAUGAAACUAGGUGAAAAUGGAGAGGCUUUCUUUGUCAAAGAAACAGAAAGUGGUGAGGAGAUGGUGCCGUCCCACUUGGCUACAUCACCCAUAAUUUCAGAGGGCUCUGCCCUAAUGCAGGCCCAAGUUGGAAAAGGCACAUCCCGUCUGUCUGACUCUGGAAACGGAACCUCCAUUCAAACCCUGGGACCCAUGCAGGCCCCUGGUGAAAGUUCAAUAAUGAAGAAGAGAAGGAAGAGGAGGAGAAAAUUUCAAGUAGACAGCAUGAAGCGAGAGGACAACGGAGACUUUUCGGAAGACGAAGACAUGUUUCCCAUUGAUAUGAGUUCUGAUGAUGAUACAGAGACUACUGGAAGCAGAGCCAUGUCACAUGAGCUAUUUGCUGAGCAGGUGAAAGGAACUAGCAGCACAUACAAACAGUCUGAAGGGAACUGGACUGCUGUUCAAAGCAAAGGGUUGGAGAAGAUCUGCUCCUUACCAAUUCCCACCAAUUCAGGAUUGUCCAUUUCCUGCCCUCAACAAACAGCCAUGUUUCAGUCUCUACCCAGCAGCCCAAAUGGCUCCUUGCCAUCUACGCCCAAGAGUGACUCCGAAUUGCUGGCCAGUCAGAGGAGCGGAGGGAAACCGGACAACCCUGAGAUGCUUUGGACAUGGGGAGAGCUGCCUCAUGCUGCCAAGCCGUCAUUCCUGCAGCCCAUGUCGGAGCCCAUGGUGGUGACUCCAAGAUCAAUCCCACCAUCUCAAAGCACACACUUCAGAGCCAUCACUGGGGAUGGGAUGGUGGACUCUCAUGGCAGUGAUGUGUAUGUGCCUGAUCUCAGGGUUGAAGAGGCAACAUCUGCCGCUGCUGUAGAUGUGGAGGCCAUCAGUGCAGCCGCCCAUCUUAUCACAGACCUAGAAGAGGGGCGGCACAGUCCUGGAGCUCAUGCCAUUAGCAAGACAGACUCUCCAUCCAAGAAAAAAGACAAAAGGAGCCGGCACCUGGGAUCAGAUGGAGUAUACCUUGAUGACAUUACAGAGUUGGAGCCUGAGGUGGCAGCCUUGUACUUUCCAAAGAGUGAUGGAGCAACUUCUGUGAGGGGUGGGGCAGAUUCAAGAAGUGCCAAUCAGUCCCCUCAGUCAGUGGGCAGCAGUGGAAUGGACAGUGGGGUGGACAGCUUUUCUGACCAGUUAGGAGACUUGCCUCAUAUUGCCAUCUCUCUGUGUGGAGGAGUGACAGAAAACAGAGAGAUCACUAGAGAGGAAUUUGAGGAACGAGCAAUAUCUUAUCAGGAGUUUGCAGAUAAUCCAUCUAUCAUUGAUGAUCCCAACCUAGUCGUAAAGAUUGGCACUAAGUAUUAUAAUUGGACCACAGCCGCUCCUAUCGUACUAGCCAUGCAGGUUUUCCAGAAGCCCUUGCCAAAGGCCACAGUGGAGAACAUCAUGAAGGAGAAGAUGCCCAAGAAAGGAGGACGCUGGUGGUUUUCAUGGCGGGGCAGAAACAACAGCUACAAAUCGGAAUCAGCAUCUGACCAGAUUGAAGGUGGAGAGGAUUCUAUAAGAACAGCAUCAGCGAGCAGAUUAAAGGAUGAAUCAUCAUCCAGUGAAGAUGACAGUGGAGGUGCUAAACAGAAUCCUGUGAGCCAUCAGCCUGAAGUUCUCCACAGCACUGGAGGCCACUGCUAUAGGAAGACACUUCGUUUGUCCUCAGAACAGCUAGCCAGUCUGCACUUAAAAGAUGGCCCCAAUGAUGUGGUCUUCAGCGUCACCACCCAGUAUCAGGGCACCUGCCGCUGUGAGGGCACCAUUUAUCUGUGGAACUGGGAUGACAAGAUAGUGAUUUCAGAUAUCGAUGGCACCAUCACAAGGUCUGACACCCUGGGACACAUUUUACCCACUCUGGGUAAAGACUGGACCCAUCAGGGCAUUGCCCGACUCUAUCACAGAGUCAGCCAGAACGGCUACAAGUUUAUGUACUGUUCAGCUCGGGCGAUUGGCAUGGCUGAUAUGACCCGGGGUUACCUGCACUGGGUUAAUGAAAGAGGCACCAUGCUACCCAUGGGACCUGUGCUGCUCAGUCCCAGUAGUCUGUUCUCUGCAUUUCACAGGGAGGUCAUUGAGAAGAAGCCAGAAAAGUUUAAAAUUGAAUGUCUGACUGACAUUAAAAACCUGUUCUAUCCAAACACAGAACCCUUCUAUGCUGCUUUUGGAAACAGAGCAACAGAUGUUUAUUCAUAUAAAGAGGUUGGAGUGCCUUUGAACAGAAUAUUCACUGUGAAUCCUAAGGGAGAGCUCAUCCAAGAACAUGCAAAGACCAACAUAUCAUCUUAUGGACGUCUGUGUGAGGUUGUGGAUCAUGUUUUCCCUCUUCUGAUAAGAGGGAACACCACCGACUUCCCCUGUUCAGACACCUUCAGCCAGUUCACCUUCUGGAGAGAGCAGUUACCAGAGGUAGACAAGCAGGAUCAACAUGCCAAGAGUAGCUGAAAGGACAUACAGUUCUAUAAAAAGAUAGCAUCCCCAACAAACUCAGCUCUGACGCUGCACUGCCAUAGGUAUUCCUCUACGCACAAGCAACUUAGCACUUUGCAGACCGCAUGCCGCCCUCUGCCUGUUCCUUCAUUAUUACUUUACAUUUUUCCUUCAUUAUUUAAACAUUUAUCAUUUCUGUGUGUGCUAAUAUUUUGUUUUACUGGUAGCAUAUUACACAGUUCAUUUUAGGGAAUUUGUUUAUUGUUUAUUGAUGAGGUUACAGUUAUUUUAAAGUGCCAAAAGCAUUACUCAUAACCAACAAUGCUAUUAAAAGAAAUUGUCUAUUGGCUUUGUCCAUGGUUGUAAAGAUAUAUGAGGGAAUACAGUUAUUUUAGUACAUAGUAUAAAAGGUUUUUGAGCAUUUGUCAUAAAACAUGCUGAGAGAAAUUUAACAGUUUUAUCAAAUUAAAAAAUAAUAAUAAAUAAACUCAGAUGUAGGUAUAAAGCCAGCUUUAGUAUAUCUCAGGAGAUACGGAAUUUACACAAGGUAGUCUUUUGAAACGUAAAGUGACCUUUCAUAAAAAAAAAUAUUAACUGUCAGUUUUUGUUUUUUUUGACAUCUAAAUUAUUUUACUAGUCCAUUUCCUCAACAACAGAACAGCUAACACAAGUGGAUUGAUCUCAAUUGUGCCAUCCUGGACACCACAUACACACUUUACAUUUUGCCAAAUGCUUAUUAUUAUGUGAUAACUUUGCAUUCCUUAUUAUCUGUUUGUAUUUUAUGUAAAGUUCAUAACUCUGACCAGCAAAUAUGAAUCAUGCAGAAAUAGAUUUUGUCAUAGGUCAUAUCCGUUAGCAUUUAAAGAAUAACAGAAACUAAACAAAAGCAAACAACAAUGCAAAGAACACUCAGGUCAUGAAGUAUUUCCUACCUGUAUUAAUUCCUACAUAUUAAUGUAAUAUUUAAUACAUCUUACUCAUUUUCAUAAAAUAUAUAUAAACACACACACCUGGGAAUUUUUGUUGUUGUUGCUUAUUUCAAUAAUUAAGAAUAUAAAAUCUCCUUAUUCAUGGUGCAUACUAUCAUUAUAUUUAAUUUAAUUUAAUUUUUUAAACAAUCUUUAUAUUCUACCAACACUAAGACCUUUACCCAAUUGUGUGUAUUGUUUCUGUCUUAUUAAAGGAUGAAAUGGACUGUGUUUUAUGAAAGCACUGUAAAUGAAAUAUGUCUCUAGUAAACGAAUAGGGUUUUCGUGUGAUACGUAAAUGGACAAGCUCUCGCUUAUUCUUAAGUCUGUGGUUUUCCAUGGUUAUCAAGGAGCACAUUAAGCACUGAUGUGAUGCAUGAAUGAUGAAUGGGCUAUAGGGAUUGAUUUGAAAGAACUGUGUAUUUUAACGUAAACCGUGUUAUUGUUCUGCAAUGAAAAAACAGAUUAUUUGAUAUAGAUGUGUGCAACAUGAAAAUGCAAAUUGUACUGAUCUCUAAUUGGUUCAGUUGGUGAUGAAGCUUAUUAUAAUGACAGAUGACUGCUACAAACUUCAACACUGUGAAUGAUCAGGUCAAACAUUGUAGAUUGUUUCUGCUCUUUCUACAUGUCUUACAAUACUUAGCGUCUUCAGUUCAUUAAGAUUUCUUAUUCUAAACAAAAAAAGCUAAAUAAUAUAAGACUGUGUAACAUGUUCUCUGUUUAUAUGAAUGUUAACACCAAUAACAUUCAGUUGCAAUAGCUUUGGUUCUGUUUGCAGUCUCUAUGGAGUUUUAUAUUCUUUCUGUGAAAGAUCUUUGUUGCCUAAGUUGUGGCAGUUUAGUUUGUGUGUCAUUAUGUUCAGUGUUGAUAUGUAAAACUACGGUUGUGUGUAUAUUUUAAGAUGCCAAAUCUCAAUGUGUAAAUUAAAAUCCCAUUACAUGAAUCCAAAAACAUGCUUUUUAUGUUUCU